AUGUGUAGUAUACCACCAUGUCCGCCAAUGCCACCACUAAAAAUGGUGCUACCUGAUACGCAUUCUCCCACAAAAUCCGACAGUCAAAGUCCAUUAUAUACGUGUUCUGAUGUUUGUGAAUGGGCAGUAGAGCACUCUUCACUAUGGGAAGUGUGUAUCAAAUAUAACCUCUGUCACAAGAAAGAGCCAUACCGCUAUAAUUUCAUCAAUUUUGAUUCUAUUUUACAAGUUGGGCCCACGUGUGGAUUAGCCGCCCUUUCAAUGUUAGUGAAAGGAGAAGUAACUGCUGAGGAGAUCUUAGAUAUAGCAAAGCUGGAAGGUUUCAGUAAUAAUGGAGAAAUGUUCAGUUGCAUUAAUAUGGCUAAACUUGCAGAUAAAGUAAUUAGUCUAGUUGAAUUAGAUAAUGUUAAGUGUACUAUUAGAUAUGGAGGAUUAUUAAGCAAAGAAACUAUAGAUAAAAUGUUAGAAGGUGCAGUUUUACUAGUACCUUAUGACGCAGACUGCAACCACUCACCGUGUUUAAAAAAUGGACACACUGCACAUUGGGCCCUGAUUUGUGGUAUUAUUAUCACUGAGGAUGCAGGGGAGUUCUAUGACUCUUACCCUGAAAAUAUUUACGUUAUAAGUCGUCAUGGGAAGUCUAGGUUUUUAGCUGCAUGGAAUAUACAAGAUCUUGCCAAAAGUAACAGGAAUUUAUGGGAAUUUUCACCAAAGAGAGGAGUUGAUGGUUUGAAGUAUAUUUUGCCUGAGGGGGGAAUUGGUGGAAAAGAAGGCUUAAGAAACCAGUUUCUUAUGUUUGAAGGUUUAUAA
This is a messenger RNA of Chilo suppressalis (striped riceborer), 810 nucleotides long. Lineage: Eukaryota; Metazoa; Arthropoda; Insecta; Lepidoptera; Crambidae. The record is from the annotation of a GenBank genome assembly.